AUCAACCCGGGUAGCAGCUGCGGCGGUCAAUGUCACCAUCCGUCUGGCAAGAUGAUCUUGCGAGGGAUUCGGUGGAGCUUUCCCCAUCAAAUACAUUAAGGUAACCGCUGUUUGUGUAUCCACCAAGAUCGUAAUCUAGUUUGUGUUUUUAAUAGAAGCAGGGUGGAUCACGGGGAAGGACCACUGCAACUCUAUCGGGGAAAUUACUUGGACGUCAGUGAAGCAACUGCAACCACUAACAUAUUGCUGGUGUUGGACGGAAUCCUCGUACCUCCAAAAUCAUUGCUUUUCAGCUUCUUCCUUCGCCCACUCAUUGGAGGCUACGUCUGACCAUCUACCACAGACUCAUCUUGAGAUUCAACAAGCAUGACAUUUGGAUAAAGACACUGACAUGAAUCAGCUGCUAAUGGCUCAUAUAGCUGAAGGGGACCCGUUGGCAGGAUGACUGCCGUCUGCCCCUCAGAGAGCAGCCCGGAGGGUGUCGAAGCAGGGGCCGGUGCCGCGGGAGUCGCAGGGUGCAGCGCCGUUUCCGGGAUCGACACCGGGGAGUCCAUUGAAGACCCUGCGGGAAGUUCUGUUGGAGACCCAGCAGUCGUGCACCACGGCCAGAAAUACACACGCUGCAGCACCCAGGACAGCUCCGACAUCAACACAGAUGAUGAAUGCGCCAAUGUCCGCCGGCUCACCCCGCUGGAGAGACUCAACCUAGAUAUGUGCCAAGAUGAGAGGGUGGUUCGUGAACUAACAGUGGGCAGGAGAAUCAGCUUCUACAAAAUUCGGGGCGAGAUUGGCUGUGGAAAUUUUUCUCAUGUCAAGCUGGGAAUUCAUGCACUCACUAAAGACAAAGUGGCCAUCAAGAUCCUUGACAAAACCAAGCUGGAUCAAAAGACCCAGCGUCUGCUGUCCAGAGAAAUCUCCAGCAUGGAGAAAUUACAUCACCCUAACAUCAUACGCCUCUAUGAGGUGGUGGAGACAUUGUCACGGUUACACCUAGUGUUGGAGUACGCCGGUGGUGGCGAGCUCUACAGCAAAAUCACCACAGAGGGCAAACUUUCAGACGCCGACAGCAAAAUUGUUUUUGCUCAGAUCCUGUCUGCUGUUAAACACAUGCAUGAAAACAAUAUAAUUCACCGCGACCUGAAGGCAGAAAACGUCUUCUACACCAGCAGUUCUUGCGUCAAGGUGGGCGACUUUGGCUUCAGCACCAUGAGCCAUCGCGACGAAACGCUCAACACGUUUUGCGGCUCUCCGCCUUACGCUGCCCCAGAGCUCUUCCGGGAUGAAAACUACGUGGGCGUCUUUGUGGACAUUUGGGCCCUUGGAGUGAUGCUGUUCUUCAUGGUGACGGGGACCAUGCCUUUCAGGGCGGAUACGGUGGCUAAACUGAAGAGGUGCAUCCUAGAAGGCGCCUUCACGUUGCCCUCCUGGCUGCCGGACACAUGUCAGAAGCUGAUCCGGGCGAUCCUCCAACCCUUGCCGGCAGACCGCUGCUCUGUAGAUCAAGUGAUGAGCAGUGACUGGAUGCGUCAUGUUGACUUCCCACGGCCCUUGGAGCCUUUCAAGCUGGAGCCAUCUUACCUUGUGGAGAGUGAUCCAUCUGAACUGGCGGUGGAGGAGAUGGAAGUAGUCACAGCUCUAGGCACACUUGGCAUCACUUCAGAACACAUUCUGAACAACCAGGGAAAGGACUGCAGGAGUUCCAUCACAGGGGUAUACAGAAUCCUGCUUCAUGGCGCUCACAAGAGACGCGCUCUCGAGAGUAUACAAACAGCCACGCAGGCGGCUGGUCCAAAACCAACUAAAACUAAAAAGGAGCGUCUAAAAGUGUACCGCAGUUUACGGCACACUUCCAAACUCUGUGUGAUUCUGUGACAUAAUGCUAGAUUGAAUUUUAUAAACAGUACUGUACACAUUAGGCAAAACUGAAUUUUGGUUUGAAAAAAGUGACUUUAAUGUCCAGCAUUAGGCCAUCACGGUAAUUGGAAAAUGAAAUCCGGCAUUUAUUUUCAUAUUAUUCAUUUAGUAAGUGAAAUUAGUCUCUGUGAGAAUGUUGUUGAUUGACUUAUAUUUUGACACAGACUUGAGGUAAUCCACAAUAUUUGGAAAAGUGAUUUCCUAAACGAUCUGUGGUUAUUUUGGAUGGGUGAAUGUAGCUUACACUUGACUUUUGGCAUGAUGUAGCACAAAACAUUCCAUUAUAAUAAUCAAAUCACUGUAGAGUGCACAAAGUCUUGCAUGCACGUACAUGUGUUGUCUUCAGGAUAAGCUUUGCAUUUGCAAUGUAUUUAGGCUUUAUUGCCUUCUUGCCUGAUGUAUCUCUAUGAGAUGUUCUGCAGGUUAUUGGCCUGCUUAGAAAAGCCAAUA
Molecule: messenger RNA, 2364 nt
Organism: Syngnathus typhle (broad-nosed pipefish)
Lineage: Eukaryota; Metazoa; Chordata; Actinopteri; Syngnathiformes; Syngnathidae
Gene: nim1ka
Product: NIM1 serine/threonine protein kinase a
Exons: 9
Coding region: 442-1872 (476 amino acids)
Biological process (GO): protein phosphorylation; intracellular signal transduction; microtubule cytoskeleton organization
Cellular component (GO): cytoplasm
Molecular function (GO): ATP binding; protein serine/threonine kinase activity; tau-protein kinase activity
Source: RefSeq, a predicted model, not a curated record